GACUUCAUCCAUGUCUGUGUCUGAACCCACAGACAGUCCCAACAUAUGGGAAAAAGUUCGACUUGACGAGAGUUGGUGUGUCUCUCGGCAUGUGUGUGGACGCGAGAAGUGACACAUGGUGACACACACACACGCACACACAACCGGACACAGACACCUGCAGGCCUCUAUCACUGCUGCACCUCUCCAGCCCCCAUCUGGGCAGCCCCUUGCCCACUCUCUUGCUGCUGCUGCUGCUGCUGGUGCUGCUGCUGCUGCUGCUGCUGAGAAUGGCUGACUCCAUCCUCGACCAUGCGCAGCAGCCUGAGGGGAUGCAUUUCCACACAAGACACGCAAGACACUCAUUCAUUCCGCAGAGAGACGUGUGUGUCUGUCUACAUACCACUCGACGAAGCGCGUCGCGUGGCCAUUCACAGCAUACGGCUCCUCCGCCCCCCUAGAGAUGCACCCCACCGCCAACACACACACACACACGCACAUACGAUCGGUGCAUUGAAUUGCUGCACACAGAGGCCUCCCAGGCGCUUACUCUGCGUGUGCGGGGGAUUGGCCCUCAGCCGGUAAGGGGGGAGGGUCUCUGAUGGCCUCGGCAAUCGGCCCGUGCCGCUCUUCGCUCCAGGGACAAAACUGGAUGAAUGAACACAGACAGACAGACAGCACGUCUUAUUCUUCUUCUCUCUCUCUCUCUCUCUCUCUCUCUCGCUCCCCCUGUGUGUGUGUGUGUGUACUUUCAGUGUGUCGUUUGUGUGCGUGUAGACGUCCGCUUCUCUGACAGUCCUCUCAGCCUCACUCAGAAACGACCCCUUGUCAUUCAGAAACCUACACAUGCACACCCACGCACACACACAGACAUCCACCCGCCCUGUGCCCCGGCGCUCACACACACACAUACACACACACACACACAUACAUGUCUCGCGCUUGGUUGUGCGGUUCUCUUCCCAUGGUCAUGAGGUGCGGGUCGCAGAACACCAUCUUCUUGAGAAAGGAGAGGGCCAGUGCGAUGUAGUCGUGACCCAGACACCAACGCGGGAAGGCCGGCUGACUCAUGGAUGACACACACGUGCAUCCGUCCACCCACGGGAAUCAAUCGACACAUCACAUCCGCCUACAGAAAUGUCGACUUUGCCGGUGUGUGGGUCGACGAAGGGGUGGAAGAUUGGAGGGGUGAAGGUGAAGACAGGCGCCUCCUCUGGGUACCCUGCACACACAGACACAGACACAGACACAGACACAGACAGGUAUCCGCACCUUGGGCCUUCUGACCGUCAGGAAUCUCGACAUUGAACUGAAAGGCCCCUCCUUUAUAUGGCCCCGCGUGGGCGAAUAAGACACCGUACCACGCUGACACAUAACACACAUGACAGACAGACAGACAGACAGACAGACACAGAAAGGAGAAAGAAAGCACCGCUCCCUGACCACCCCGACCGAGUGUGUGUAGAACUAUAAUUCGUGUCUCUCUUGUUUCUCGUGGUUGUAGUCACUGACUCACUGACUCACUCACUCACUGCCAAAGUGGUCGAAGGAGGGGAACACAUACACACCCUCGGGACAAUGCUCCUUCAGGUGCUUGCUGAAUCAGUCAAGCAACCAACCAACAAGGCGGGCAGGGAGGGAGGGGGCGACAAGAGAGAAGGGACAAGUACACACGCACUAACCCACCACCCUCUCGCUCACUAUUCGACGACAACGGCAUAUUUCCUGAUGUUCUCCUUGACGCUCCGCCAGCCGUCCACCGCCCUCCCCACACCCGACCGAUCCACAGGCAGCUCCUGAUACUGACCCACUAUGCGACUCUCUGCAUGCAUGACAUGUUAAUAACCGAAUGACAAACAAACCACCCACCUCCCACAAAGUAUAUAGCGCACCGGCCACCCUAUGCCUCCUGGCGGUGGUGAGCAGGUCCACCAAUGCCGACGUCCCUGCGACGCCGUCGGGCGGCCCUGGCUGCUGCUGUUGCUGUGGCUGCUGGUGUUGGUGCGCCAUGUGUCUGUGGCUGAGGGGGGCAUGGUGGUGCUGACCCAGGGGCAGACGGGGGACCGUCACGGGCACAUUCCCCGUCGUCGUGCGAUGGCUAGGACCGCUCAUGAAGGGAUGCUCGUAGGGAGGUGGGGCCGGUCAGCAACGGUGAGACGGAGCGCCGUCUCUUCAAGGCGAGCAGCUGUGCAGUGAGCACUCGUCCAGCACGACCAGAUCAGCCGUGUGAGCGCCAAGACGGUUUUCCCUCCGAUCGCUUCCCCUGCGAGCUGAGCUCACAUACGCACCACAGAUGAUAAAAAAUUCACGAUAACGUUCUUCUCAUCCCUUGUGACACGCAUUGAACGGCUUGUGGAGCGACAAGAAGCGACGCUGUCUGUUUGUCCUCUCCUCCCCCCUCCUUAUUCUCUUGUCACCCUUCUUGUGGGACUCAACCAUGCCCUCCGGUGGCUUGCCUGCCUGACGGACACACACACAGGUG
Vitrella brassicaformis is the source of this 2461-nucleotide messenger RNA. Lineage: Eukaryota; Vitrellaceae. The record is from the annotation of a GenBank genome assembly.